Salvia hispanica is the source of this 2062-nucleotide messenger RNA. RefSeq names its product phytyl ester synthase 1, chloroplastic-like. The record is from RefSeq and is a predicted model, not a curated record. Gene Ontology annotation, cellular component: membrane. NCBI's taxonomy places the organism in Eukaryota, Viridiplantae, Streptophyta, Magnoliopsida, Lamiales, Lamiaceae.
AUGAGCCUCUCCCUCUCUUGUCCAAUCUUGCUCCACAAACCCUCUCAUCAUCCAGUUUCCUUCCCACAUCCAAGACUGCCAAACCAUUCAUGGAAAAUAGCUUCAACAAAGAAGCAAAACCCCCAAGAGCUGAAGCCGUUGUGGGACGACGGCUACGGGACUCAAACAGUGAGAGACUACAUAGAUGUCGCCAAAGCUAUGGCCAAGCCCGAUGGCGGCCCACCUCGGUGGUUCUGCCCUGUUGAAUCCGGACCGCCUCUUGAAAACUCACCUCUUCUUCUGUAUUUACCUGGAAUUGAUGGUGUGGGGAUGGGGAUGGUGGUGCAUCACAAGGCUAUGGGGAAGGUUUUUCGAGUGAGGUGUUUGCAUAUACCGGCUGAUGAUCGGACAGCAUAUGAAGAUCUCGUUGAGUUCGUCGGGGCGGCUGUGGAGGAGGAGCGAGCUUCAUCUGCGAACAUGCCGGUGUACUUGGUCGGCGACUCGUUCGGAGGGUGCCUUGCUCUUUCUGUAGCUGCGGCAAAGCCUGCUGUGGACAUAGUCCUCAUAUUGGUGAAUCCAGCGACGUCGUUUGAGAGGUCACAGCUCCAACCACUGCUCCCCUUCAUGGAUGUUCUUCCGGCCAAGUUACUCCCUUACUUGCUGGGUGCCACCUGCGGUGAUCCGAUGAAAAUGGCUGCCGUGAUAAACGCUACAGAGUCAUCUCCCUCAAAACAGUUGGAGAGAUUUGUCCACGAGCUGUCUGCUUUACCAGUAGCUGUGUCUAAUUUGGCAGACAUCUUGCCAAAAGAAACACUGCAGUGGAAGAUAAAGCUACUGAAAUCAGGUGCAGCCUCUUCUAACUCGCGUCUCCAUGCAGUAAACAACGAGGCCCUCAUCCUGGCAAGCGGCAGAGACGCUAUGCUCCCUAGCAAGGACGAGGCAGAGAGGCUCUCGUCCUUGCUCAAGAAUUCAAAAGUACGUUUCUUUAAAGAUAACGGUCACCUUCUACUAAUGGAAGAUGGGAUCAAUCUCUUGUCAGUUAUAAAAGGGAAUCACAUGUACCGUCGCUCCAAAAAACGCAACCAUGUGAUGGAUUUCUUGCCUCCGAGCAAGUUUGAGUUCCAUCACACCUUCGACAACAUACUGGGGAUGUUACGUUUGGGUGUGAGCCCAGUCAUGCUAUCGACUAUGGCGGAUGGAGAGGUCGUGAGGGGAUUAAGUGGAGUACCGGACCAAGGCCCGGUUCUCCUUGUGGGCUACCACAUGCUUGUAGGAGCAGAAAUCAGUACUAUUGCUGAGGAGUUUCUGAGAGAGAAGAAGGUGAUGAUUCAUGGAUUAGCACAUCCAAUGAUAUUUGGGAAGGAUAUGGAAGCAGCAUGUCAAGAAGCCUCAGCGUUUGAUUAUUUCAAAGUGUUUGGAGCUAUACCUGUUUCAGCAGCCAACCUUUGUAGAUCACUAAUUGAGAAACGGCACGUGCUUCUUUACCCGGGCGGGGUGAGGGAGGCCCUGCACCGUAAGGGAGAGGCGUACAAGCUGUUCUGGCCGGAAGACCCUGAGUUCGUGCGGGCGGCUGCCAAGUAUGGUGCUAAAAUUGUGCCGUUUGGGGUGGUGGGAGAGGAUGAUGUGAUUGAGUUGUUGCUCGACUACGAUGAUCUGAUAAAGAUACCUAUUAUUAAAAACAAGAUCAAGCGUGAGAAUGAGAAUAUGCCUAGAGUGAGAGCAGGGAAGGAUGUGAAGGGGAAGGUAGGGGAGCAGAUUUUCUAUGUGCCCGGUUUCUACCCUAAGGUGCCCGGGCGGUUCUAUUUUCUGUUUGGGAAGCCGAUGGAGAUGGAGGGACGGGGAGAGCUGAUGACAGACAAGGCGAGAGUGAUGGAGGUUUAUCUGCAGUUGCAGGGGGAGGUUGAGAGAUGUAUGGCUUAUUUGAUAAAGAAGAGAGAUGAAGAUCCAUACCGGCAUUUUUUGGACAGGUUGUUGUACCGUACUGUUUCAUCUCCAAUUCAUGAGACUCCCACUUUUGAUCCAUGAAGGUAUGUUGCCUGUUGAGAUCAAUGUAAUAAUAACUGUGUGUGAUGAGGUAUCAAAA